Messenger RNA from Staurois parvus, 289 nucleotides. The record is from the annotation of a GenBank genome assembly. NCBI's taxonomy places the organism in Eukaryota, Metazoa, Chordata, Amphibia, Anura, Ranidae.
AGGAAGAAAGGACAUCAUGAUCCCAAAGGCUGCUCUUCUAGUGCCUGCUGAUCUGUGUCAGUGGUGGUGUGUUGUGUGUUAUCUGUAUGUGUGUGGGCUGGGCUGCCUGCUGUCCCAGUGUUUUACCUCCCCCCCAUUGCCUGGAGAAUUCCAGCCUGGGAUCUGUCAGAGUGUGGAUCCAUCAUCCUCCACUCACUGCAAUUGUGACCCUGCCACUGCCAGCCACAGAUACAGUCUGUCCGUGACACUGAUUUUGUCCUUAAUAUUGGUGCUGGUGGCAUCUUAUGGC